AUGAGGGUUGUUUUCCUAGGUUCAAGAAUUUGGUUCUUUUGGUCCCUUGUCUUGCUGAGUAUCCUUGGGAUCCUGGCUGCCUACACAACAAUGCUGGUGGUAUUUGGAUUUUUGUUGUGUUGGGAAAAAAAUGAACUAUACCUGCACUGGUAUCAUAAGAUCAUGGUUCUGAUAGUGAUUCUGUUUUGCUCGUUUUUGAUGUGGAUUUUAUUAACUUUUUGGAGAGAGAGAUGGCUCACCAUUGGGCUGUCACUGCAGGUCUUUGCUCCCUACAUACACCUGAGCAGCAUAUCUGCAAUGGUUUUGCUUUCCUGGCCUGUGGCCUUCUACUUGAUCCAUUUGGAAGGAGAAGCUAGAAUGAGAAGAAACCAGGAUACUAGUGAAAGAAGAAGAAACAAGUGGUGUAAUAUGCUCACAAAGUUGAGAGUUCUGCAAGUGGUUGUUGGAUUGCCCUUCCUUCUUAUCCUUUUAUGUCUCUAUGUGGUGCCAUUUGGGACUUACUCUCCCUGUGUUCAGGAGAAGGAUAAAUUAGCACCCAAACCGGAUUUCUUUGGUCAUAGAGGUGCACCCAUGCUGGGACCUGAGAAUACCAUAAUGUCCUUUGAGAAAGCUGUUGAACAAGGGGCCCAUGGACUGGAGAGUGACGUGCAAAUAAGCCUGGAUGAGGUGCCUUUCCUCAUGCAUGAUUAUGACCUGAGAAGAACAACCAAUAUCUUGGAAGUCAUGCCAAAUGCCUCUGACGAACAGAGUAGCUUUUUUUAUUGGGAUUUCCUGUCAACUCUGAAUGCAGGCAAAUGGUUUGCAGAUUCAUGGAUCAAACCAUUUUUCGGUAUGAAACCUCUAUCAGAGGCUGAUAGGGAAAGAGCAAGAAGUCAGAAGAUUCCAAAACUAAGUGAAUUAUUGCAAAUUGCACGGAAGGCCAAAAAAAUGGUGAUAUUUGAUCUUUACACUCCUCCACAUUCACAUCCUUCGAGAUCAUCAUAUAUCCGCCUUGUAGUAAGCGUGAUCCUUGACUCUAAGAUUGAGCAGCAUCUGAUUAUUUGGCUACCAGGUUCUGAGAGGGAUUACGUCAGGAGCAAAGCUCCUGGUUUUCAGCACAUUGGCCGGUUAUUCACCAUCGAAAGACUUACAAAAGAAAAGAUCACUAGAAUAAAUGUUGACUACAAGAACUUGUUCUACGAUGGGUUGAAAGAAUAUAAAGCAGCUAACAUCACCAUCAACAUAUACCUCGUCAAUGAACCUUGGCUCUUCUCACUGGCCUGGUGUUCCAGUAUUCAUUCAGUGACAACAGACAACAUUCAGGUCCUAAAGGAGAUCAAUCACCCUUACUACUUCAUGACACCAGAUUUCUAUAUGUUCAUGUGGAUUUUCUUGGAUAUUAUUUCUGCAGUUUUCAUUGUUGCCAUAUUUUAUUCUAUUUGGUUGCGAGAAAGCCGAAGUGAAAAAAUCCUCCAAGGUAUCACCAGUUACACAGGUAAAGUCAGAGGCCUAGCACCCUCCCAUCUUUUCAUCCCUACCCAUUGCCUCCAGGAGGCAGGGCCUGCCUUUAAUGUUCCUGACAAGAAUUGA
Messenger RNA from Capra hircus (goat), 1569 nucleotides. It is a transcript of the gene GDPD4, whose product is annotated as glycerophosphodiester phosphodiesterase domain containing 4. Bases 1 to 1569 code for a protein of 522 amino acids. The record is from RefSeq and is a predicted model, not a curated record. Gene Ontology annotation, molecular function: glycerophosphodiester phosphodiesterase activity. Gene Ontology annotation, biological process: lipid metabolic process. The transcript is spliced from 14 exons. Gene Ontology annotation, cellular component: membrane. NCBI's taxonomy places the organism in Eukaryota, Metazoa, Chordata, Mammalia, Artiodactyla, Bovidae.